GUUUUGCUUGACAAUCCAGUUAAACGUUGCGUUUUGCUUGACAAUGCAAUUACUAGUCAACCAAGCAAAGCUACUAUCUAAAGAUUCUCUCUUUCCCACAAGACAACUCUAAACAAUCAAUCUGUGUCUCUAAACCGAAAGAAAAGGCAAAUGGCGACGAUGGGGGUGGCAGCGCCGACGAGAACCGAGGUUUUACAGCUUUACCGUUCAUUGCUACGGGUGGCACGGCAAUUCUGCGACUACAACAUAAGGGAGUACACAAAACGAAGAACCAUCGACGGGUUUCGAGACAACAAGAAGUUAACCGACCCUUCACUGCUCUCCGCCGCUUUCUUCGACGGCAAAACUCAGCUUGAAGUCGCUAAAAGACAGGCCAUCGUUUAUUCCCUAUAUGCUUCUAAGGUCAAAAGCAUCAUGGAUAUUAAGCCCUCUUAAACAAAAUAUCUGCCCUUGUUGCUCCUUUCCUUUUGAAAGAAAAAGAAAUAAAAAGAAAAAGAAAUAAACUUUGAUUCAUUGAGGAAAAAGAUUAAGUUUUUACAGUGUAUGAAGUUGAAUUUUUUUAUGUAAUACACACUCUGGGAUUAAUGGCAUGUUGGGUUUUGUUUGUUUUGUGUGACU
Durio zibethinus is the source of this 618-nucleotide messenger RNA. The record is from RefSeq and is a predicted model, not a curated record. NCBI's taxonomy places the organism in Eukaryota, Viridiplantae, Streptophyta, Magnoliopsida, Malvales, Malvaceae.